CGGAAGCGGCUCUCCCGGCUGCGGGCGCCGCGCGGUCCGGAGGCCGGCGCGGAGGCGAGGACGCCGGGCCACAUGGCGGAGCCCGGCGAGGGCCCCCGGGCGGGGCCGGGGGAGGCGGCCGAGCCCCCCGGGGACGAGGCCUUCCCGCUGUCCUCGCUGGCCAACCUGUUCGAGGGCGAGGAGGGCUCGCCGUCGCCCUCGCCGCCCGCGGCCGCGCGCCCGGCGGGCACCGGGGACGGGCGGCCAAACCUGCGCAUGAAGUUCCAGGGCGCCUUCCGCAAGGGGGUGCCCAACCCCAUCGACCUGCUGGAGUCCACGCUGUACGAGUCCGCGGUGGCGCCCGGGCCCAAGAAGGCGCCCAUGGACUCGCUCUUCGACUACGGCACCUACCGCCACCACCCCAGCGACAACAAGCGCUGGAGGAGGAGGGCGCUCGAGAAGCAGCCGCAGAGCCCCAAGGCUCCGGCGCCCCAGCCGCCCCCCGUCCUCAAGGUCUUCAACCGGCCCAUCCUGUUCGACAUCGUGUCCCGGGGCUCCACGGCGGGCCUGGACGGGCUGCUCCCCUACCUGCUCACCCACAAGAAGCGCCUGACGGACGAGGAGUUCCGGGAGCCCUCCACGGGGAAGACCUGCCUGCCCAAGGCCCUGCUGAACCUCAGCAACGGCCGCAACGACACCAUCCCGCUGCUGCUGGACAUCGCCGCGCGCACCGGCAACACGCGCGAGUUCGUCAACUCGCCCUUCCGGGACAUCUACUACCGAGGCCAGACGGCGCUGCACAUCGCCAUCGAGCGCCGCUGCAAGCACUACGUGGAGCUGCUGGUGGCGCAGGGCGCCGACGUGCACGCCCAGGCCCGCGGCCGCUUCUUCCAGCCCAAGGACGAGGGCGGCUACUUCUACUUCGGCGAGCUGCCCCUGUCGCUGGCCGCCUGCACCAACCAGCCGCACAUCGUGCACUACCUGACGGAGAACCCGCACAAGCAGGCGGACAUGCGGCGGCAGGACUCGCGCGGCAACACCGUGCUGCACGCGCUGGUGGCCAUCGCCGACAACACCCGCGAGAACACCAAGUUCGUCACCAAGAUGUACGACCUGCUGCUGCUCAAGUGCGCCCGGCUCUUCCCCGACAGCAACCUGGAGGCCGUGCUCAACAACGACGGGCUCUCGCCCCUCAUGAUGGCCGCCAAGACCGGCAAGAUCGGGAUCUUCCAGCACAUCAUCCGCCGGGAGGUGACGGACGAGGACACCAGGCACCUGUCCCGCAAGUUCAAGGACUGGGCCUACGGCCCCGUGUACUCCUCGCUCUACGACCUCUCCUCCCUGGACACGUGUGGGGAGGAGGCCUCUGUGCUGGAGAUCCUGGUGUACAACAGCAAGAUUGAGGUGGGCGCGGGGCGGGGGCGGGGAGCCGGGGGC
This is a messenger RNA of Pipistrellus kuhlii (Kuhl's pipistrelle), 1416 nucleotides long. RefSeq names its product transient receptor potential cation channel subfamily V member 4. NCBI's taxonomy places the organism in Eukaryota, Metazoa, Chordata, Mammalia, Chiroptera, Vespertilionidae. The transcript has 7 exons. The record is from RefSeq and is a predicted model, not a curated record. Gene Ontology annotation, cellular component: cilium; membrane. Gene Ontology annotation, molecular function: protein binding; calcium channel activity. The annotation marks the transcript as partial. Gene Ontology annotation, biological process: osmosensory signaling pathway; actin filament organization; calcium ion import across plasma membrane.